AUGGCAUCACAAGACACUCGCGACAUGAAAGAAGAUAUCAAGGAGCCUUAUGGGAUUCAAACCGGGGAGAUCUUGGAAACGAGAGGCUCAUUGUCGUCUACAAGCGACAGAAAGUCAGGCGGUCUUGGAAUCGAAGCAGAGCAUGCUGUUGGCGCCGAAUUAUUUCGCGAGGCCAUGGAAGGCCAUGUGGACGUUGACGACAAAGAAUAUGCACCCAUCAGACGAAAGAUCGACAGAUGGCUGCUGCCAAUUCUGUGUGUCACGUACAUGCUGCAGUUUUUGGAUAAGUUGUCGCUCAACUAUGCAAAUGCGUAUUCGCUGAGCGAAGACUUGAAUUUUAAAGGGAACGAUUACUCGAACGUGGCCGCAAUCUUUAACGUUGGGUAUUUGAUCGGGUCGAUCCCGGGAAACUGGCUGUUGCAAAAACUCCCAGUCGCUAAGUUUACUGGCUGUACGUUGAUCGCAUGGGCGAUUCUACUGAUUUCCCACAUUGGUGCCACUAACUACCGCACCAUGAUGGCGUUGCGGUUUCUGUUGGGUCUCAUGGAGGCGACCAUUUCGCCUUCCAACAUGAUGAUGUGCAGCAUGUUCUACAACAAGCAAGAACAGCCAUUCAGAAUGUGCACGUUCCUGAGUAUGAAUGGUGUGGCCACGAUGGUGGGGGCCCUUUUGGCCUACGGACUGGGCCACUCCACGAGCACGUCGCUAAAACCAUGGAAAUUGAUCUUUUUGGUUAUUGGACUCAUCAACCUCGUUUGGGCUUUUGUGUUCUUGUACUUGGCACCUGAUUCUCCAUCUAACGCUCGCUUUCUGACGCAUGACGAGAAGCUGAAGGUGGUGCAACGGGUUUCAAAGAACCAAAUGGGUCUCAAAGACACCAAGUUGAAGCCCAAGCAGGCAGUUGAGGCACUUUGCGAUUUGAACUGUUGGAUUUUGGCACUUAUCGGUCUCGGAUGCGGUAUCAUCAACGGCGGUACCUCAAACUUCAUCUCUUCGCUCAUCAAAGGGUUCGGAUUUUCAGGCUUGAAUGCAACACUACUACAACUACCCACCGGUGCAGUUGAACUGCUCUGUGUAUUCUCGGCCGGCAUCCUUGCCCUGUAUACAAAGAAAAACAUUAGAGUCAUCCUGCUGUUUAUUUUGUGCAUUCCUACACUUGCUGGUCUCGUGGGUAUUCACUUGAUACCAUUGGAGCACAAAUGGGCUCUGGUCGGCUGCUGUUGGUUGCUAUACAUCAUUGGUGGACCAGUAAUUAUGUGUUGGAUUCUGCUCAACGUCACCGUUGCGGGCUCCUCCAAAAUCUCGACCUCUAAGAUUAUGUGGUUCUUGAUGUACACAGCAGGCAACAUCAUCGGGUCUAAGAUUUUCUACGCGAAGGAGGCCCCACGAUACUUGACCGGUAUGAAGGGCCUGAUUUCCUCAUACGCUUGCAUGAUGCUCUUGUGUAUCGUGUACUAUGGUAUGAUGCUGUACAGAAACAGAUCCAGAGACAAGAAGUACGGGCCACUUACGCCCGAGUCCGAGCAACAGGGUAUUAUCGACGGAUUCAAAGAUUUGACCGAUUUCCAGAACAAGAAUUUCAGAUACUCCUACUAG
Lachancea dasiensis is the source of this 1596-nucleotide messenger RNA. The record is from the annotation of a GenBank genome assembly. Lineage: Eukaryota; Fungi; Ascomycota; Saccharomycetes; Saccharomycetales; Saccharomycetaceae.